GGCAUCCUGGAAGCUGGAACUAUUAUUAGUUAAGUAGUCAAUGCCAUAAUAUAUUAUAUCGAGUAAACUUUCAUUUAAUUUUUACCUACUUUGAGGUUGCUCGAUUAAUUGAGUUUUGUUUCAGUUCUGGUGGAGAUAUAGUCUCGCAGAGGGAUGGACUCUUACAGUUGACUCCUGGCGAUCUGGCUUGGCUUUCAGAUAUGAGAAGUAUCAUAUCGAUAUAUAAUCGAGCACACUAUCAUUAAUCAUUUGCUGCAACUUGAUUGUGGGUAUAUAACAAGAGGAGAUCACCCAGAAAGACUAUGGGGGUAACUAUCAUUCCUGACCGCGUUAGGAAUGUAUGGGAAAAGUGGAAUCUCCGGAGCUUUGUCCUCUUAAGCCUCUCAUUGCAGACCAUUUUAAUUCUCUUUGCACCAUUCAGAAAGAGAACACCCAACACAUGGCUAACCACGGUCAUCUGGUCAGCAUACUUACUCGCUGAUUGGGCUGCUAACUUUUCAGUUGGAUUGAUCUCCAACAGCCAAGGCGACAGUUCAGUUUCGGAUGAGGCCAGUGAUCUUCUGGUGUUUUGGGCUCCCUUUCUUUUGUUACACCUUGGCGGUCCAGACACCAUCACUGCUUUUGCUCUGGAAGAUAAUACCUUGUGGCUAAGGCACUUGCUUGGCCUUGUAUUCCAGGUCAUAGCUUCUGUUUAUAUCUUCCUUCAAUCACUCCCCAAUAAGCUUUGGCUCCCAACAAGCCUACUUUUUGUUGCUGGAAUCAUCAAGUAUGCGGAGAGAACACGCGCUUUGUAUCUUGCAAGCUUAGAUAACUUCAAGGAAUCCAUGCUUAAGAAGCCUGAUGCUGGACCCAAUUAUGCCAAGCUCAUGGAAGAAUACUCCUCAAAAUUAGAGGCUCAACUUCCAACUCAUAUUGAACUCACAGCAGAACGCAGCAAAGAGUCCAGGACAUUGAGUUAUGUGAUUGAAAAAGGUGACUUGGAGAAUGACAUUGCAGUGGUACGACAUGCUCAUCACUUCUUCCAAAUCUUCAAGGGUCUUAUUGUAGAUCUCAUUUUUAGCUUCCAUGAGCGGUAUGAGAGCCGUGUGAUUUUUCAUGAGAGAACCUCAGAAGAAGCUUUCAAGUUAAUUGCGGUCGAGCUCAACUUUAUAUAUGAAGCUCUCUUUACCAAGGUGGUUGUGGUGCAUUCUAAGCUAGGAUACUUCUUCCGGGCUAUAUCCUUAGGUGCGGUUUCUGCAGCUCUUGUUUUCUUUUAUAAAUUAGAGAAAGAGGGUUUGCAAAGGUAUGAUGUUCGGAUUACAUAUGGAUUGCUGUUUGGUGCCAUAGGCCUGGAUACAUUAUCUGCCUUCAUGGUUCUAUUCUCUGAUUGGACUGUAGCAGCCCUGAAUAAGUCUUGGCAAGACUCUUGCAUAGCCGCUGCUAUUCUAGGAAAGUAUCUCCAUCUUAAGAGAUCAAGGUGGUAUACAAGCACAAAAAAUGACAGUUAUCAAGCUCCGAUUUCCAAACCAACCAAGUGUUUGGAGUGGACUAGAGAGCUUCUGUUUCGGAGAUGGUAUGAGUCUGUGUCUGCAUUCAACUUGAUACAAUAUUCCCUUGAGGAAUAUCCAAAACUUUCCCCUGGAAUUUUGGACUACUUUGGCAUUGUAUACAUUAAAAUCAUCGACUUAUUGGGUCUUAAGGAUCUUCGAGAUAGGAUGAAAUACAGGUCCAGCAAGCCACUAAAGAAAGAUUUAUGGGAUUUCAUUUUCAAAGUGGUGAAAAGUAAAUCUCUGCUGGCAGAUGAUCCUGAAACUGCAAAGAAAAUAUGUUCUGCCAGAGGUGAGUGGGUUCUCCAAGAUAGUGAUUGGACUCUCCGAGAUAGCUAUUGGGAUAGUACCGUGGACAAAAACAUGGUGAUCAGUAAGUUAUUGUCUUAUGUUGUUGAUGUUGAUUAUGACCAAAGCAUUCUACUAUGGCACAUUGCUACUGAGUUUUGCUAUAACAUGGAAGAUUACAAAGAGGCUAGUGAUGAUAAUGGUGGUGGUAAUGCUGGUGAGCCUGUUUCUACUAGUGGCAGAAUCAACAGUUUCUUCUCAAAACUUUCAAGACCAUUACGUAUAGGUCUAGAUUUUGUCAAGAGAUUGAAAGGAGCAAUAAGGGGGCUUGGGGAGGCCAUGGUCAAUUAUUGUCGACAACUUGUUUCAUGUCGAAAUGCUGGUGAUCAUCUAAAACCUGAUGAAUGUGUUGGUGCUGCUGCUGAUGAUGAUGAUAGUGAUGAUAGUAUCCAUUAUUUCGGUAACAGAAAAGAAUACAGCAAGACAUUGUCUGAUUACAUGUUAUAUCUCUUAGUUAUGCAGCCUACUCUGAUGUCUUCUGUACCAGGAAUUGGACAAAUAAGAUUCAGGGAUACAUGUGAAGAAGCAAAAAAGUUCUUCAGCAGAAGGGAUUUGAGAUCCGAAGUGAAAGAGGCUUGUAAAAGACUCCUUGAUGUAAAUACUGAUGUCAAACCUAUUAAUGUCAAAGGGGAUAGAAGUAAAUCAGUACUGUUUGAUGCAUGCAUUCUAGCCAAAGAGUUGCAGGUGUUGAAGGAAAAUAAAUGGGAUCUUAUAAGUGAAGUGUGGGUAGAAUUGCUGUCAUUUGCUGCAGGGCAUUGCAGAGCAAAUGACCAUGCUCAAUUGUUGUGUAAAGGUGGUGAGCUUGUCACUUUUAUUUGGUUAUUGAUGGCUCAUUUUGGCAUAGGGGAGCAGUUCCAAAUAAACGAGGGCCACGCUAGAGCCAAACUUGUUGUGGGAAAGUAAAUGUAUCUGCGUUUUGAAUUAUGUACCAAGUAGUUGUGAUCUCCUUGUAAUCCCAGAAUAGUUGUGAACAAAGUUUUUUCUUUACUGAUGCAUAGUUGCAUACACAUUCUGUUGUUUGGUACUUGUAUCUUUACUGUUUUAAUUGCAUCUACUCUU
Molecule: messenger RNA, 2933 nt
Organism: Argentina anserina (silverweed cinquefoil)
Lineage: Eukaryota; Viridiplantae; Streptophyta; Magnoliopsida; Rosales; Rosaceae
Exons: 2
Coding region: 303-2777 (824 amino acids)
Source: RefSeq, a predicted model, not a curated record